UGUCUAUUGUGUCUGAGUAUAGUUAAUAUGUACAAACAAUGUUUGUGUUUAUUCUUGGAAGGAGAUGCUGGUCGACCCGGAAAUCCUGGAAAACUUGGACAAAAAGGCCGUCUUGGGAUAGUGGGGAAAGCAGGGCGCAGGGGCCUUAAAGGGGUGCUUGGGGCCCCUGGUCUGGCUGGUGUAAGAGGAACCAAAGGGGACACAGGCGAUGUGGGGGAAGCCGGUGCUAUGGGAGGCUGCAGCUGUGGCUCAAGGGCACGAUCGGCCUUCUCGGUGGCAGUGACAAAGAGCUACCCCAAAGAGCGCAUGCCCAUCCGUUUCAAUCGCAUCCUGAUGAAUGAAGGGGACCACUACAAUGCCAGCAGCGGUAAGUUUGUAUGUGCUAUUCCGGGCGUGUAUUACUUCACCUAUGACAUCAACUUGGCUAACAAACACCUGGCGAUCGGAUUAGUACACAAUGGUCAAUAUAAAAUCAGGACCUUUGAUGCUAACACAGGCAACAAUGAUGUGGCAUCAGGAUCAACAAUUUUGCGUCUGAAGAAGGAUGACCAGGUGUGGCUGCAGAUUUUCUACGCUGAACAGAAUGGUUUAUUUUUUGACCCAUACUGGACAGACAGCCUCUUCACUGGGUUUCUCAUUUAUGCAAACCAGGACUUUGAUGAGGAGGGCCUGAGGGCAGAGGAAGGAUCUAGAUGAUGCUGUUAACAGCAUUCUUCAUGAAAUGAUCAGUAGAGUGUGAUAUGCAAUGAAUAAAACUUGAUAAGCAGUCGGUGUAUAGUUCUCCAUGUUAAUUUAAUUAUAUCAGCAGACCUGUAUUUUGCUUACUGAAUAAGGUGUUGGGAUUUUACUUUUGCCUUUUAGUGGUUCAUUUCUAUGAGUAUAAUCUUGUUAGAACUGGCAACAUACAUUUUUGUAUUGUUAAAGCACUCACAGUCAUAGAAGUGUCACCUUCAAGAAAUAUUCUUUUAUGUUUCAGUAUGUUUUAUGGAUUCAGUGCUGAAAAGGUUACUUUUGAAAUGUAAUGGGUUGCAGAUUUAUAGUUACCCUGUUAAAAAUGUAAUAAGUAACUAUUUUAAUUACACCGUUAAAAUAAUGUAAUGCAUCACAUUUGAUUACUUUCAACGUUUUGAUUGGCAGACGAGAGGCAAGAGAACCAAUCGAAAGUGAUGCUCAAAAUGUAAUGCCCUCUGCCAAUUGAAUGGAGCCUGUCGAGACACAAAAAGAUGCAAAACAACAGAUUGAAUGUGAUUUUCUACAUGUGAGCUUUUUACCAAAAAUAAUAUAAUCAGAUGUAACCCCUAUGUAAUCACCAACAUUUUGAUUCAUAACUGUAAUUUAAUUCUAUAUUUUUUCUCAGUAACUUUAAUGGAUUGCGAUUCAUUUCUUUAUAAUGUAAUUCCAUAACUCUGUACAUGGAACUGGAUACUCCCAACUCUGGCUGUAUUAAACGUCAUUUCAGAAAUAACAUGGGGACAUUUCACUUUACAUGGCUAAAGGAUUAAGGCUAAAAUGUCCUUUAGCGACAUGGCAGUCAUGGAAACA
Molecule: messenger RNA, 1542 nt
Organism: Clupea harengus (Atlantic herring)
Lineage: Eukaryota; Metazoa; Chordata; Actinopteri; Clupeiformes; Clupeidae
Gene: c1qtnf2
Product: C1q and TNF related 2
Exons: 1
Coding region: 28-696 (222 amino acids)
Molecular function (GO): protein binding
Source: RefSeq, a predicted model, not a curated record